Molecule: messenger RNA, 2397 nt
Organism: Eimeria mitis
Lineage: Eukaryota; Apicomplexa; Conoidasida; Eucoccidiorida; Eimeriidae
Product: DNA repair protein RAD50, putative
Exons: 14
Coding region: 1-2397 (798 amino acids)
Source: RefSeq, a predicted model, not a curated record
AUGUUAGAGCUGAAAGACAGAGAAAACGAUCUGCGGCUGCUGGAUGUACACCGCGCUGCAGCAGCAAACCUCCGCAGCCAAUUGCAAGAGCAGCAGCAACACAUACAAGCAGCAACCAACACCAUCACGCAGCUGCAGCAGGAGCUGGAUGAGUUAGAGGCAGUAGCAGCAGCAGCAGCAGAGCUUUCAAGGGAGCAGCAGCAGCAGCAGCAAGAUGACGAUGAGGGGCCCAUCGUAUUUGAGGAGUCUAUAGAAGAACUAGAAGAGCUGCUCACCAAUAUCUCACAAGAAUACAAAGCAAAGAACGACACAGCGAAGCAGCAGCAGCAGCAGCUGCUACAUAAAGUAGCAGCAAUGCUUCCUUACGUGCAGCAGCAGCAGCAGCAGAGCGCGGGAGAGGCGGUGGUUUUGUGUCGUUCUGAGGCUGCGAAGCUGCGGCGGCAGCAGCAAGCUGCAGCACGUGAGCAGCAGCAGCAGCAGCAGCAGCAGCAGCAGGUGCUGCAGCAGCUGCAGCAGCAAGAGCAGCAGCAGCAAGCAGCAGAAAGUGCUUCGCUUUCUCUCAUCUGCUGCAUCAAGCAGCAGCUGCAGCAGCUGCAGCAGAAGCUGCAGCAAAAGCCACCGCAGCAGCAAUGCAUGCAGUCGGUUGCUGCUGCUGAGCAACAGCUGCAGCAGCUGCAGCAACAAACUGCAGAAAAUAAUCAAGACAAACUCAAGAGCGUUGAGGCGCGAGUGGCGGCUUCUGGGGAGACUCUGCUGCAGCUGCAGCAGCAGCGGCAGCAGCUGCAGCAGGUGCAGCAGCAGCUGCAGCAGCACGAAGCCCUUGGGGUGUCACUGCAGGUGGCGCAGCAGCGGCAGCAGGAGAAGCAGCAGCUGCUGCAGCAGAAGCAGCAGCAGCUAGCUCGCCGCUUUGCUUCGCUGCAGCAGCAACCCGCCAUCGGGCCCCUAUCUACAAACCCUCAACAGGCUGCUGUAUGUUCUGAGCUGCAGCAGCAGCAGCAGCAGCAGCAGCAGCAGCAGCAGCAGCAACGAGCACUCGAAGGAGGAGAAACGCAGCUGUAUGAAUACCUAGCAGCAGAAGCAGCAGCAAAAAGCUGCUGCCCCAUCUGCUGCAGGAGCUUGAGCAGCAGCAGCGAGCUGCUGCUGCUGCAGCAGAAUGUAAAACAACGCAUGCAGCAGAUGCCGCAGCAGCAGCAGCAACUGCAGCAGCAGCUGCAGCAGCAACAAAUUAAAAUACAAACCAUCCAGCAGCAACAAAAAACAACAAACCAACUCAUAAAUAAACAUAAAGACCUUCUUGCUGCUGCUGCAGAGCUCACCAGAAAGAAACAGGCCGAAGAGGAGCUGCAUGCAGCAGCAGCAGCAGCAGCAGCAGCAGCAGAAGCAGCAGCACAAAGGGCAAAGGAGACCCAGGAGGCGCAUGCAGAAGCUGCUGAGCUAGCUGCAGCAGCAGCAGCAGCAGCAGCAGCAGAGCAUUCGCUGAUAGGGAGGCAGCGCAGUAGAAAGCUGCGCGCAGCAGCAGGUCUCCACGCAGCAGCAAACGGCAGCAGCAGCAGCAGCAGCAGCAGCAGCAGCAGCGAAGUGCAGCAGCAGCUGCAGCAGCUAGAAUCCCAAAUUGCUCAGGCAUUCGCUGAUAGGGAGGCAGCGCAGCAGCAGCAGCAGCAGCUGCAGCAGCAGCAACUAAAACAGCAGCAGCAGCUGCUGCAGCUGCAAGCCCAUUUGGCCGAGCAGCAGCGGCUGCUGCAGCAGAUAAGAGAGGAGCAGCAGCAGCAGCAAGAGCAGCAGAAGCAACUCCAGCUCACGGAAGCAGCUCUACCCGGGCAGCAGCAGCUGCUGCAUGCAACGCGGCAGCAGCUGCAGCAGCUGCAGCAGCAGCAACGCCAGGCGGAGCAGCAAACUGAAGCAAAACUAAGACAGCUGGAAUCUGCUGCUGCUGAACUAGAGACGAUUGCUGCAUCAAUAGAAGAGCAGCAGCAGCGUGUGGAGGAGGCUGAGGCAGCAGUUGCUGCUGCAGCAGCAUCAGCAAGUGGUGAGCGGCAGCAGCAGCUGCGGCAGCAGCAGCAGCAACUGACAGCAGCACUGCAGCAGGAGCAGCAGCAGCAAGAGCAGCUGAAUGCUGCUUUUGAUAAGGGGCAGCUGCUGCUGCAGCAGAUACGAUCCAGUAUAGAUGUAAAAAGGCAGCAGCAGCAGCUAGAGCUGCAGCAGCAAACUGUGCAUGCACUGCAGCAGCAGCAGCAGCAGACGCUGCAGCAAGGGAUAGCUGCGCUAGUGCAGCAGAGCAGCAUCGCAGCAGCAGCAGCAAAACAACAUCAGCAGCAGCAGCAACAGCAGCAGCAGCAGCAGCAGCAGCAGGAGCAGCUGCAGCAGCAGCAGCAGCAACAGAAAAAAAACAAAAAAUAG